Molecule: messenger RNA, 1632 nt
Organism: Funneliformis mosseae
Lineage: Eukaryota; Fungi; Glomeromycota; Glomeromycetes; Glomerales; Glomeraceae
Source: the annotation of a GenBank genome assembly
AUGGAUAAAAAAUCUGAAUCAUGGAAUAGAACAGGAUCAACUUCACCAACUUCAACUUUCCGUUCACAACAAGGUGGCUCUAUUUCAUCCUUUCGAGACGACACUUAUGCUAGUAUAAUUGAGGGUUUAAAAAAAAUCUAUAGUAACAAAAUCAAACCAAUAGAAACUACUUAUAAUUUUGAAGGAUUUCAUUCGCCACCUUUGACUGAUAGCGACAUUGAGGCCAAGCCAAUUGUCCUUUUGAUAGGACAAUACUCAACAGGAAAAACCACCUUUAUUAAAUAUUUAUUAGAUAGAGAAUAUCCCGGAAGCCAUGUCGGUGUAGAGCCAACAACGGAUCGAUUCGUUGCAGUUAUGAAUGGUGUUGAAGAUCGAGUCAUCCCAGGUAAUGCUGCAGCUGUAGACGCUCAAUUACCAUUUCGAGGACUAAAUAAAUUUGGUCAAACAUUUUUAUCUAGGUUUCAGGUUUCACAACUUUCUUCUAAUGUAUUGGAGAAAAUGACUAUUAUUGACACUCCCGGAAUUCUUUCCGGCGAUAAACAACGACUCGAUCGUGGUUAUGAUUUUACGGCCAUCAUUGAGUGGUUUGCAGAGCGAGCUGAUCUGAUAUUAUUACUUUUCGACUCUCAUAAAUUAGAUAUAUCUAAUGAAUUCAGGAUGGCAAUUCAUUCAUUGAGGGGUCAAGAAGAGAAAGUUAGAGUUUUACUAAACAAAACAGACAUGGUAGAUGGACAGCAAUUAAUGCGGGUCUACGGAGCGCUUAUGUGGUCAUUAGGUAGAGUUGUUCAAACACCUGAAGUAAUGAGAGUAUUCCUUGGUUCAUUUUGGCUUGAGAAACCUCUAAAUGUAUUUGAGGAUUGUCGAACGCUAAUUGAAUCAGAGCAAAAGGAUCUGCUCGAUAGUUUACGAGAACUGCCUCGUAAUGCUACUGUUAGAAAAAUAAACGAAAUUGUCAAAAGAGCGAGACUAGCAAAGGUACAUGCUUAUAUAAUUGGACAUUUGAAAAAGGAAAUGCCCGCAAUGUUUGGUAAACAGUCUAAACAGAAUGAACUCAUUAAUGGAUUAGAUAAGGAAUUUAUAAAGAUACAACAACGUCAUCAAUUAGCUCCUGGAGAUUUCCCAAACGUGGAAAAGUUUAAACGAGGUUUAGGAAUUUACAAAUUUGAUAAGUUCCAUAGUUUGAAGCCCCAAAUACUGGAAAAAGUGGAAGAUGCACUUUCUGCUGAUCUGCCAAAAUUAAUUACCAAAUUUCCUCCAGGAAACAGAAUGUUAUCUCAUGCUGAGCGUAAUCCGUUCGGAAAUUCUGAACCAAAUUAUUAUGAUCGAUCCGACCUUCCUCCUAAUUAUUGGGAAUUUUCUUCGGUUGAUAAAUCUUCGAUCAUUUCACAAUUCAACUCUUUGCGUCCUAUUGAUGGUAAAGUUCCUGGUUCUUCUAUCAGACCUGUUUUGAUAAAGACGGGAUUAUCACAGGAUAUACUUGCAAAAAUUUGGGGAUUGGCUGACUGGGAUAGCGAUGGAUACAUGGAUUCAGACCAAUUUGCUGUAGCUAUGCAUCUUUGCAAAGGUGUUAUAUCUAGUGGUGAAUUACCAGAUGAAUUACCAAAAGCCAUGAUUCCCAACAGAAAAGUUUAA